AUGGCUACCCAAGGCCCAGCGAGCGAUUUCACAGCUGCGAUUCAACCGCUUCUGGAGGAUCUCGCCCUUGCGGACCCGCAGCCAACCUUUACACUCUUCCCGAAGCUUCCCCCUGAGUUGCGCCUGAAGAUCCUCAAAGACGCGUUACCAGUCGGCCACAAAGGACGUCGUUUCAUUCGAGUCAAAGCCAGGAUCGGUGCUCUAUCACCGCGCUCAAAGGAUCCCUGCUGGUUCAUUGUGGACAACAACGCAUAUUCGCCAGAUGUCAAGGAUAUCGGCAUCCUGGGUGUGAACAAAGAGUUUCGUCACGUGUAUCUCCGCCACUUUGACAAGACCUUGAAAGCAAAGGGAGUAGGACUCAUCAGAUACCAUGAGAAUGAUAUCAUAUUCAUCUCCAACGUCGACACACUCAUGUGGAACAGAUCGUUGCGCGCCGUUAUCAAAGCGGGCUCUCGAAUCGAGGAUCUCUACAAUUCCUGCACCAACAUCGCAGUCCCCGUAAAGUACGUCAUUGAUUACCAUGAUAACCACACGAAGUGGUUCGGAGGUGACGCGCAUGUAUGCCCUCUCAAAUUCGUCGGCCCGUUCAGGAAGCUGAAGACGGCGGCGGCUGUGCUCAGUGAGAGCGACAUAGAGAAAUAUUCGGGGUUGUUGGGAAUUACGCCAGACGAGCUUCGAUUGAGAUGGUGGUGUUUUCUGAGUCAUGCGGAAAUGAAUAUGAGGGCAUGCAAGGAGGCGGAGGAGACUGGCAGCGGAAAGGCCGCCCCGGCGCUAUUGCUCUUGAAUGAGGAUGGGGAAGUCGUGGAAGGAAAGAGAUGUACAGAGAACAAAUGUUUCAAUGAGGAGUGA
This is a messenger RNA of Hyaloscypha bicolor E, 849 nucleotides long. RefSeq lists its product as uncharacterized. The record is from RefSeq and is a predicted model, not a curated record. The transcript has 3 exons. The coding region runs from base 1 to 849 and encodes 282 amino acids. Lineage: Eukaryota; Fungi; Ascomycota; Leotiomycetes; Helotiales; Hyaloscyphaceae.